CCAAAAACUUUUAACCAACACUAAAUUUAAAUCUACCGUAGCACAAGACACUUCUGACUGUGAGCGGGCGUUUUGAAUAAGCAAGGCCAUCUUUAAUCGCUGGUGAUAGACAUCUUCUACGGAUUUCCUAUCGUCAAGUAAGCGCAGGAUUACCACUGGUGGAGGAUUUUAAAUCUGAAACGCAGCAGAUGCAGCGCAUCGAGGGUUGGCAACAUUCACACAGUCACAUUUAUGACACCAGGCACUCGCCAUAAAUAAGCCCAUCAUAAUUAAACUGCAGAAGGACAACCACUGCGGAGGCGAGGGAUGCCAACUCUGCCUAUUGACUCCGAACCAGUGUCGAAUCCAUAACCCGCUAAAAACCCUAUCCGCGGGCUCAGACCGUGUCAGCGAUAUUUUUGGCGGAUGCUGUUAAAAGCCACUGACUGAUGGAUGAUAUAUUUUAGUACACACACUCGCAUCGUACAUAACUUUUACACAACGGGGCAGCGAAAGGACGACACCACCGAUCAAUCUUCAGCACAUGCAUCCAUUUUCCGCUCAAAGAAUAGCACUUGAGCCGCGUUUAAUUUCGCCGGCACAUAUGUGCUGUGUUGUGCGCCCUGUCAGAUUAAUUCUGGCCAGGAUAAUUUGAGCAUUUCCGACAAGCGCCCAUGCGGAGUUGCAUUCAAACAUUGCUCUGUCAGUAAUGUCAAAAUAACAACCGGAUAACCGUUCCCUCUUCCACAGCCGCAGCCGACCAUUUGUGUAAGAUUAAUCAAAUUGUCCUCCAUACACUGCUGAAGUAAUCAUCCCUGUCUACUGCCUCAAGACUGAACACAUGCGCCCAGGAAAUUUGGGAUAAGUCGGUGCCACGCUAACUUUCCGCCCAACUUUUCAUUAGUGGCCAUUGAAGUAUACUCGUACUUCCCGAAUAUUCUUAUAACAGGCCAUGUCCCACGGAAAGCUGGCAUUGUAUGAUGAAACUCUAUCUGGUAUUCUGAAUAACGAAGGUCAAAUAGCGCCGUUUUUGGACGUUAUUUUUGGAUUCCUAUACCGGAAAACCGAUUUCUUUCAUUCCCUGUCGCCGGACGGCAAAAGCGGAUUUCUACCGGGUACCGCGGAGAAUUUGGUAAAAAACUCUUUUCAACGUUACGAUCGCAUGGCGCAUCGGGAAAAAUCUCCCAGUUCUUCUGCACCGCCAGCCGCCAAUCCAACCAUCAAAAUUCACACUGAACACGGUGUGACAUCCCCCGAGACCGGCGAAACCCGCUCUAUUCCCACCAUAACGGCCCAACAUGCCGAUGACCCCGGCAAUGGAGCCGUACAUGACAAAUACUCCUGGAACCAGACCCUGCAUGAUCUUGAUGUGAAGAUUCACGUUCCCAAAUCUGUCACAAAGUCUAAACAGCUGAAUGUGGAGCUGACAGGCACACAUGUGCGCAUUUCUGUGAAGGAUACCGGCGAUAUUCUUCUGGAAGGCCCGUUUCAUCGCCCAAUAAAUUCAGCGGAAUCGAUGUGGAUACUUGUACCGGCGGAGUACAUUCAAAUGACGCUGGAGAAAAUUACGGAAGAAUGGUGGAACUGUUUGAUUGAGGGACAAGGAAAAAUUGACCUCGAACAUAUCAACGCGGAAGUUUCCUUCCAGGAUAUGAAAACUGACGAACAGCAACUGGUGAGAAAAAUGAUCCAUGAUCAGCAGGCUAAGGCUCAGGGAAAACCUACUAGUGAUCAGGUACACCUAGCCGAAACUCUCAAAACUGGAUGGAAUGCUGAUGGAUCACCGUUUAAAAAUUUACCCUACGAUGCUAAUGCGCUGUUCAAUUUACCAGCUAAAACGUAGAACACCCCUUUCUUUUUUACUUCAACCUGCUUUCCGCGAUAACCACUUCCAGAUGUUUUUCUAAACAAUUUUCAUAUACUUUUAUUGACUCAGAUUUAAAUUGCGCACGCAAUUCGAACUACUGUAAAAAGCUACACAUGUACAGCAGCGUCAAUGAAACCGAAAAGGACAACGUGUGAU
Molecule: messenger RNA, 2002 nt
Organism: Paramacrobiotus metropolitanus
Lineage: Eukaryota; Metazoa; Tardigrada; Eutardigrada; Parachela; Macrobiotidae
Product: nudC domain-containing protein 3-like
Exons: 4
Coding region: 932-1822 (296 amino acids)
Biological process (GO): protein folding
Cellular component (GO): cytoplasm
Source: RefSeq, a predicted model, not a curated record